This is a messenger RNA of Parasteatoda tepidariorum (common house spider), 507 nucleotides long. Lineage: Eukaryota; Metazoa; Arthropoda; Arachnida; Araneae; Theridiidae. The record is from RefSeq and is a predicted model, not a curated record.
AUAAUGUUUUAAAUUAUUGUUGUAUUAGUACUUUUCCGUUUGCCAGGAUUGUAUUGCAAUUUAAACAAAAUAGUUAUAAAAUAGUAUAGUUUGCCGAAAAAAUCUUAAUGUAUUUUCAAGUGAAAACUCAAAUUUGUGAAAAUUAGCCACUCUUAAGCUGAAAAGUUGCCAUGGUUGAGCAUAAAACAUUCAUUGAACCAUCUGAUGUUGAAAAAUUAAAAGAGUUGCUGAAAACUAGAUUGACAGAAAGUGGAUGGCGAGAUGAGAUGAAAGCAGUAUGCCGUGAUAUCAUUCGUGAAAAAGGUGUUGAAAAUGUCACUGUUGAAAGUCUAGUGAAAGAAAUGACACCUAAAGGCAGAGAGCUUGUGUCAGAUUCCAUAAAGCGGGAGCUACUGCAGAAAAUCCGAGGAUCCUGUGUAAGAUGAUGUAUUCUCAACCUAUGUUUAAGUAAAAUUAUUUUAUGUACAUAACGAAUGUCAUAAUUAAAGUGCUGCUUCUUGGUCAUGA